Messenger RNA from Acanthoscelides obtectus, 978 nucleotides. Lineage: Eukaryota; Metazoa; Arthropoda; Insecta; Coleoptera; Chrysomelidae. The record is from the annotation of a GenBank genome assembly.
ACGAUUUCGAGAAAAAUUUCGCUACGGAUAGUUUAGUAGAACGGUAGACGUCAAAGCGUGACGGAUACUCGAGAUAUAACUAACCUGUAUUAUGUUUUGUGCGAUAAACAAUUGUGCAGAAAUUUUUUCAAAGUGCAAAAUACACCAUUUAAAGUAAUUUAAAUGAGUUCUGCUGUCGAGAAAGAUAUAAAUGAUGCAUUUGAUGAAAUCUUGUUUGCCGAAGAGACAGUCAUAAAAAAAGCAUAUCAAGCAGGAUUCAAUGAGGGUGCCUCUCAAGGGAACUCAGAAGGCUACCACUUAGGAUAUCAUCGAGGAGCUGAACUUGGAGCAGAAUUGGGUUUCUAUACAGGGGUUGUUGAGAUUUGCUUAGAGCAACAUGAGAAGGCUAUGUUAGAUCGAGUCAAAGAGCAGCUAAAACACUUGAAGGUCCUCUUAGACAACUUUCCUAGGGUGAAUGAUGAAACUGUGGAUAUUGUUACACUAGCAGAUCAAAUAAGAACUAAAUACAAGAAAGUGUGUGCCCAAAUGAAGUUGAACAUGCCAUAUCCUGAGACUAACAUCAUAUCUUUUUGAAAAUAAUUGGCAUUGCUCUGUAAUUCUUUGACUUGUUAUUUAUGGAUGAAUAUAAUUUAUGCUCCGGAAUUUCAUACAGCAUCCUUUAUAAAUGGAUCUUCUUAACUCACUCACAUGUCUUGCAUAAAUGAAUAGUAGCAUUCUCAUGCCUGGCAGGUUUUUCACACAAUAAAGAAAAUUAUUAGUUUAACCUUCUCAGUGAUUUUUUUCAUUUUGGACACAAACAGCCAAUGUCCAGGGUACUUGCUGAAUGGGGCAAAUCAAAAAGGAUAUCAAACCUCUAACAAAAGUUCAUUGCUGGUUCUGUAAACUCUAGCCAACCCAAACUCUAUGCAUAUUUGGGCAUUCACAUACAAUUUUGUUGUUGCCAAAUAAGAUCACAAUAAACUCCAUUUUCCUUUCAAA